AUCGAAUCAUCAUGCCAAAGUUCAAAAUCCCUUGAGAAAUGUCUUCAGAAUUUUGUUUUGAAAAUGUCCAUCAAGAAUUCACCUGACUGGUCAAUUGUCAACCAAUCAUAUUUUUAUGUCAUUUAAUAAAAAGUAUUAUUCUCUUUUGAAUGCUGAAAACCACAGGUCUCUAGCUGCUUUCAUUCUCGAGUUAUUCAAGUUACAACCGAGUCCAUUGUAUUUUUGAAUGGACAUUAGGCUGGUAUAUAGAAAUGGAUACAGCAAGUUUAUCGUGUUUUUGGGAAUGUAUUGACAUGCUUUGAAAUAUUUUACUCUGAUUGCACAUUCUUACAGUCAAAGAAUCCGUGAGAUUGCAUGAAAAUCAAAAUAUGUUUAAGAUUCUGAUCGCCUCUCGAUCAGCGGAAGAUGGUGACAAAUUUUACCACUAGUGUGUAUUAGAGAAGAGUCAAAUGAAUCAGUAUGAUGAAAAUUACUUGUUUUUAUUGUAGAGAAGUAUUGGAGCAAUCCUCAAUAUCUUAUUCAAUUAGAAUAUAUCGAUGGUAAUGUUGAAGAGAAAUGGUGUACAAUGAUUAUUGCAUUAAUGUUUAAAGACGAAAGACAACGAAUGUUAAGUGGUGAAGAACCUGUACUCAUAGCGUUCGAUGUUUGUAAGGUCAAGAAUGAUGCUGAUAUUCGUACGCAUAUUGAAGAACAUCAAAAAUUUUAUAUGACACAUUUAGAUUAUGUUGGUAGCAGUGGAAAGUAUACGCCAUACCGUUCUGUUAGUCAACGAUUUAAAGUUCGUCCUGGAACUUAUAUUAUAAUACCAAAUACAUUCGAAUGUGACACAGGUGGAGAAUAUUUCUUACGUAUAUUCACUGAAAAAGAAGUGGUUCAAACAGUAACAGUAGAAUUGACGAUUAAUAAAAAAAAUCUGACUGAAUCGGAAAUAAAACAUCCGCAUAUAAAUGUCAAUAGUGAAGUCGAUAGUAAACCAGCUUCUACUCCAGAAUCAUCCGACGGAGAAACCAAUAAAGCUACAGAAGAUAUAGGUGGUGCUUUUCCAGGUUCAAAUCCAACAAAACCAACUAUUAAUAUUGAUGUUGAUAAAAUAGAAGGACAUUGUACAAUUCAAUAA
This is a messenger RNA of Rotaria sp. Silwood1, 1117 nucleotides long. The record is from the annotation of a GenBank genome assembly. Lineage: Eukaryota; Metazoa; Rotifera; Eurotatoria; Philodinida; Philodinidae.